UUUACCGACGGCCUGGCAAUCGGAGCGUCAUUCCUGGUGGGUCCAGCUGUCGGCGCGGUAACCACCCUCACCAUCCUGCUGCACGAGGUCCCACACGAGAUCGGAGACUUUGCCAUCCUCGUCCAGUCUGGCUGCACCAAAAGAAAGGCCAUGUGUCUACAGCUGCUGACGGCCCUGGGAGCUCUGGCCGGCACAGCUUGCUCUCUAUUGGCUGAGGGCGUGGGCACCGCGGCGACCGCCUGGAUCCUGCCGUUCACGGCCGGCGGCUUCGUUUACAUCGCCACCGUCACCGUGCUCCCAGAACUGCUGGCGGGCCGAUCCAGCUUCGGCCAGUCCCUGAUGGAGAUCUUGGCACUCCUGUUCGGAGUCGGCAUGAUGGUUCUGAUCGCAGAGUACGAGUGAGACGCAGCGGCGUGGACGCGCAGAGAAAAGGUCAAAAACGGUUGAAAAAAAAAAUGCUGGUUUUAAGUAGAGUCCAAGUGGAUUGUUAUUUGUCGGGGCUGCGUUUUCCUUUUUUUAAUACUGAUUCUGUUUUGGGACGAACACCACGUGCUGAUGGAUGAUUUUUGUCGUGUUGUGUUUGUUUUAGCAGUUCACGGUCACAUCCCUGAUUUGUGUUAGUGUUUCUUUUUCGGCUCCUUCUUCGCGGGAGAGACUGAGAGCUGGAAAUGAGCGACCUGAUGGAAACGCUUUAUUUUGAGGUGUUGUAGCCUGAGGGCCUCCAUCUGGACAGGAGGGGAAAUCUUUCUGUCCGCCCGUCCCAGAAUUCCCUCGCCGCUUUCACUACACGGAUCACCCAGCUGCACUUUCACUACUGCGAAAACUGACGGCCAGUUUCCUCCAAAAAAAGUGGCCACAACGCCAAUCAGCGGUCUGUCUCCGUUAUUCUCACUACAGUGAGCCGCUCAGUUACUCGAGUUUAAUGUCUGUUUCAUUUGGAGAUAUUGAAUGUUCAUAUUUUUUACAUUCCAACAAAAUAAAAGUAAAUGUCGUGGCUUCUGCAGACGUGCUCAAA
This is a messenger RNA of Plectropomus leopardus (leopard coralgrouper), 1015 nucleotides long. NCBI's taxonomy places the organism in Eukaryota, Metazoa, Chordata, Actinopteri, Perciformes, Serranidae. The record is from RefSeq and is a predicted model, not a curated record.